Messenger RNA from Naegleria lovaniensis, 975 nucleotides. RefSeq lists its product as uncharacterized. The transcript has a single exon. The record is from RefSeq and is a predicted model, not a curated record. The coding region runs from base 1 to 975 and encodes 324 amino acids. Lineage: Eukaryota; Heterolobosea; Eutetramitea; Acrasida; Naegleriidae.
AUGAAUCCAGCCAUGUACCACUCGGUGGAUACUCACGUCGGAACCUAUGCAUCAUUGGAAACUAGUCAAGAACUACCACCACCCCAAUUUCCUUUGACAUCAUCAAGUCAUUCCAUGAUGAACUCUUCCAACAACACCACUCCCUUGAUCGUACAAAACAAACAACAAACUCCUUCCUUGCUCGAUUCUUGGGCUGAAGCUCUGAAAGACUUGGGAAGCAGCUCCUCUUCACAACCCUUGGAUCCCAUUAAAGCCAAUCAGAUCAUCACCUCUGGAACGUACAGCUUAGAGUGCAUUCCAUUGGAUGGUCAUUUGGUCCAUCCGACUCAACUCGGAACCACCUCGACUCGGGUCUGUCUCGAUGUCAUGAUUCAACACAAGGCCAAUCCAACCGUGGUUCAUCGGGUCGGUAGGGAAUUGAGUGUGUCCAUGACCUAUCGAGCCGAUUCCAAGACUCAUCAGGGAGCUUUUGAAAAGAGUGCUUGCUUCAUUGAUAAUAUUGACACGAUCAUUCAGAACGAUCCAUCCAUGAGUCCUGAUAAUUUCACCAUUCAUUUUGUGCUCAAAAAGGUUAAAUCUGGCUUGUUGGAUGUUCAGAAAAUUCUGAUUGCCUUCUCUCCUAGCUUUACAUUGAGUGAUUUCUUGAAAAAGACAGCUGAACCCAAUUUGUAUUCCUUUGAUUUUUAUAAGGAUCAAACAUUGAAAGAACAUGUUGGAAAAUUCAACAUGAGAUUGGGUGUCAAUGCUUACUCGGAUGCACAUUAUUUGGAUUCGUUGCCAAGCGGUUUCUUUGCUAGCAAAACAUUUACAGUUCCUUGCAUUUCGAAACAUAACAUGAUGAGUUGCACGAUAAAAAUCACAGAAAAGGUCACACAAUGGUUGAAUACAUACUCGAGCAAGAUACGUGUGGUCAAUGUGGCCAAUACAAGAGAUACCUCAAACUUGAUUUAUGUGGUCAUGUAUGAAAAGAAGUAA